CGCACGCGCUCCGCUCCAGUCAGUGUCGUCUGGAAUUUCGAUUCGAACGAUUAUACGUCUCAGUCUCUCUCUCUUUCCAGCUCCGACUGCUUCGCUCCGCUCCUUUCGUUCCCCCAACGUAUAUAAGUAGAGUGCUUGAUUUGCUCGCAAGAGGAGUUGCCCCCCUCCCCCCCUCGAGUUUUGAACAGAGAGUAGAAAAGCAAGAGUCGCGGGAAAAUAUGACGAUGGCUACGGAGACGGAGAAGAACGGGCCGGCGGCCGAGACGAAGGACAUCAAGGACGUGAAGGAGAUGAAGGACGCGCUGAAGGACGAGACGCCGCCGGACAACAAGCAGGACGAGGCAUCCAAGGAGUCGGCCAACGAGAAGAAGGAGGAGGCCGAGAAGAAGCAGCCCGAGGACGGUGAUAAGGCUGCGGCGACGGACGCGGCCCAGACCGGCGCUGCCGGCGACGCCUCGAACGCGGCCGCGGCCAACGCCGCCGCCACCGCCGCCGCGCCGGCCAAAGCCCCCAGCGUGCACAAGCCCAACUUCGAGAAGGACAUCGUCUAUCUCUACCAGUUUCCCAGGACGCCCCUGCUGCCCAGCCUCUCGUCCUACUGCCUCAAGGUCGAGACCUGGCUCAGGCUCAACGGCAUCCAAUACGAGAAUGUCGACCACAAGAUGAAGUUCCGCUCGAAGAAGGGCCAGCUGCCGUUCGUCGAGCUGAACGGCGAGGAGAUAGCCGACAGCACGAUAAUCCUGCGCGAGCUCGGCCAGAAGUACGGCAAGGACAUCGACGCCUGUCUCUCGACCGAGCAGAAGUCCGUGGCCCACGCGACAAUAUCCAUGAUCGAGAACCACCUCAUCUGGGUAGUCCACUGCUGGCGCACCAAGAACCUCGACCAGAUGCUCAAGGGUUACAAGGUCAACCUCCAGCACGCCCUCGGCACUCGCAUCCCCAACGGAAUCCUUAACUUCUUCUUCAAGUUCACGUUCGGACGCAAGUUGGAUUGGUUGCAGGGAACGAGAAAGGUCAAGGCUCAGGGCAUGGGAGUCCACACGCCCGAGGAGGUGCUCCAGUUCGGCUGCGCCGAUCUCAAGGUGCUCUGCGACAUGCUCGCCGACAAGCCGUUCUUCUUCGGUGACGAGCCCACCACGCUCGACGUGGUCGCGUUCGCCAAUCUGGCUCAGAUCCUGUACAUCGACAAGGAGAUCCCAUUCGCCUUCCGCGACUACAUGCAGGAGAACUGCCCGAACCUCGUCGGCCACUGCUCCAGAAUGAAGGAGCGCUGCUUCUCCGACUGGGACGAGAUCUGCUCGACCCUCGACAUGAACACGCACCUGCCCAAGCCCGAGAAGACCGAGGAGAAGGAGGGCAAGGAGGAGGCGAAGGAGACCAAGGAGUCCAAGGAGGAGAAGGAAGGCGACAAAGAGAAGGCCGACAAGGAGGAGAAGGACGUGGAAAAGGACAAGGAGGUCGACGAGAACAAGGAGAAGGACAAGGAGGGAAAAUAAGAGCCCUGCGCAGAUCUAGGGACGAAUCGACACACCGAGACAAGACAGCCGACAGAUAUGAUAUGAUAUUGUGUAUCGGAGGAGAGAGAGAGAUUUUAAAUGAGACAGAUGAGGGAUGUCGAGAGAUAGUUAGAAAGAAGAGAGAGAGAGAGAGCGCGAAAAUUAUUAGUGUAUGUUGGACUCUUUUAUACUUGAUGCUCUCUAAUUAAUCUUAAGAUCGUGGAGGGAAAAACAUGCAUGUGUUUUUUUUUUAAUAUUUCGACGAAAUAUGAAAGAGUUAUUGUAUCGAAGGGGGAGGAAAACGGAGCGCUACGCGCAGACGACGUUUUCUUCCCUUUUUUCUCUCACUUUGUGUUUCUUUUUUAUUUUGUAUUAUUGUAUGUUUCUCUUAUAUUUGUUUAAUUAUAUGCAUUGCAAUUUUUUACAUUGUCACGUAUAUAUAUAUAUUAUGUAUGUGUAUUGUAUAACAGUCGGACACAAGCUCACGCGUUUGCAGCAGUAUUUUUGUCGCGAGGAGAUAAUAAUAAAAAGUUAUAUGACGAUGAAUUUCCGGUCUCUCCCUCUGGCGGAUUUGAUUCGAUCUUUUUUUUUUAUUAAGUCAUUAGUAAGCCAUAGUGUCUAUAACGCAAUAUUAUCGAAUGCAAUAGCCUGUCGUUGUGGACAAAACGAGGAUGAUGGGAAUUCGCAAUUUGCAAUGUAUGAGCGAGGCAUAGAGAUUUUUUUCAAAAAAUACAUUACUAUUAUCAUUAAAUUAUCUGCGUAUGCACGACGAUUUUGCUAAAAGAUUAAAAAGUGUACCGGUUUUAUGCAAAACGAAGUUACCAGACGACGAAUCUUUUAUACACAAAUAAGAACCGCGUGACCACGUUUUUUUGUACGAAACUUGUGAACAAAAAACGAUUAACGAAUCUAAAAUUGUAAUAAAAUAAAAAGACUUUUUUAAAGACAAAGCGAAUCACCCUUUUUAAGAUGUUUCAACCUCCGGUGCGUCUGAUUUACAUUGACAAAGGAAAAUGUAGUUUAAAAAGUAUAAAAUGUGAAAUCUCUCUCGUCGAUACCACGAUCUUGUCAAUCGCGAAUUGAGCGAACUAAAAGAAAUAACAGCUGCGAAUAGGUAUAAAAUGGAAAAGGAAAAGUCGCAGAUUAGCCUCGCUAGUCCAUUAGCUCUAACUCAAUAUAAUUAGGCAGGUGCGAAAUACGUAAAGGCGAAAGGCAUGUUUGGAAAGGAAACGAUGCGCACGCUGCGACGAAGCGACACACGCAUUUAUGCACACUCGUACACCUACACACCGCUCACUGACGCACACACACACACACACCUACACUUACACCGACACAAAAAAUGUAGACACGCUAAAUAUGCUUUAUUAUUAGGAAAAUUGAGGAUUGAGUAGAGUUAGCGGGCUAGACUGUGAUGAUUAAGGAGAUAAAAGAGUCGACAUUGCAUCGGAGGAUUUUGUCAGGCGUUAGUUUAUAGUUAAAGUAAAAAAAGGAGGAGUGGCACUUCAUUCGAUUGAGAGAAAGGAGUUUAUGAAAUUUUAUGGAAAAAAAGUGACAAAGGAAAGAUUUAAUAUGCUAUUGUAUUGUAGAUUAAGGGGACGAGGAAGUCCCUCGGCUCACGACUGAGUUUAAAACGUUAUGUGCGUUUAAACAUUGUAAUAUAUAAAGGUUUUUAAUUAAUCGUGUAAAGCUUCUGAAAUGCGAAAGUUGGUCUUUUUCCGGCAUAGUGAAACACGAUCAAAAUUUGUAUUUUUUUAUUUUUCCUUUCGCCGUUCGAUUCUCAAACUCGCCAACUUUUGUAAAUUUACAAAACGCCCCGCGAAUCUGAAAAUGGAACGGCGUCUGGACGAAAUGGAAGAAGAGAGGAUUGAAUGAUCUCUCGUUAUGUGGAGUCAAGGAUCAAAAUUCGCAUCUAUAUAGUAAUUGCCCAUUAUGCAGCUUGAAUUGGUUUUUGACGGAAAUCGGAGUAUAUUACAAUGAAGAGCGUGCAGAAUAAUUCUUAAGAGAAAGAUGAAACCAAUUUAUCGUCUGACGUCACUUGGUCGUUUCCGAAGGAGACUUUUGCAUCGCCUUUGCAACGCCGCCGGUCGCCCGAUUUCGCCUCUGUUCUCGGCUUGAAAUUCUUAUUUUAUCUCUCUUAGUUGCGCGCGUUUGCCGAACAACAGCGCGCGUCCGACUUUCCACGAGAAAAAGGCAAAAGCUAAUAUCCUUUUUCUCGCGGAGCACGCAUCAGUGAAGAAGCAACACUUUUGUUCGGCAACGAUGAAGUUUGUGUGUGUCACUCUCGAGAGGCGAAAUCGAGCGAUCCUCGCUCUGGCGGCGUUGUUGAUUUUAAUUGUCAAAUCGACGACGCUCGUUGUUUAUAUUGCAUUGGCGCUUAACUCAUUAUUAUAAAUGUAAACACAUACACACCCAAGCAUAACACACCACACACAUGAAAACACACGGCUCGAAGCCAUCUUCUCAUUCUCGUAGCCGCGAUUAACAAAUACAAGUAAAAAGGAAAAAAAAAAUACAUAAAAAAAAUGUAUAAGAAACAAAUUCAUUCCCGUCUUUUGUAUCUUUAUAGUCCUUUUUUUACGUCUUUUUUUAUACACGAAUCUGACAAGCGUCGUCGGCCAUGCGUGCGACGUCGGCGAAAUAUUAUUAAUUAUAAUUAUAUUACAUUUAUUUGUAUAUUAUAGAAAUACGUCAUAUUGUAUGUUUCUAUGUGCAUUAUGUACAGGCGAAGGCAGCCCAUAAACACGCGAUGAAGUGGUGAAGUAAGAAGAUUAUUCAAAAAAGAAAAAGCUAUACACAAUUUGUAAGAUGUAUUCAAUUGAAACGCGAUUAUUAAUGAUAAACAAUAAAUGAAAUAAAAACAAA
Molecule: messenger RNA, 4361 nt
Organism: Nasonia vitripennis (jewel wasp)
Lineage: Eukaryota; Metazoa; Arthropoda; Insecta; Hymenoptera; Pteromalidae
Gene: fax
Product: failed axon connections
Exons: 4
Coding region: 219-1496 (425 amino acids)
Cellular component (GO): cytoplasm
Source: RefSeq, a predicted model, not a curated record